AGUAAGUGAAAUGGAAAGAGCGAUUAUUUUGGCGCGCUGCUGUCAAAAAAAUCACUAAGAAAACUGCACCACAGCAUUUCUCCAGUCGGUACAGGUCGUAUAUACCGCGUCGACGGUUAACAAGUAUAUGCUGCAAUACUUUAUUUAUGCUGAUAUUUGCAGCCGCAUAAUUGGCAUUCGCCGAGGGAACUCCCCUUCGGGACACAAAAUUAUCCACAUGGACUUCUGCUGACUGUGUUCGUAUGUACACGCCAUUAUUGUGCAACAAUGGAAUUGUUCAUAUUUCGGCGCCUUAUACAGCGUUAAUCGACAGUAAGCGGGAUUUUUCCUUCACGGAUACUUUACGAACAUGGUGUUCGAUGACAAGAUGCCGGCCGGGGAAUGGAGUCCCGAGAAUUACUCCGUAGCGGAACUGCGCAGUAGCUUCCAGCUGCCGCAGAUUGUCAAGAUCAACUGUAAUGAGCGGGUGGAAUCGGAUGCCGAUCUCGAUCUCUAUCAGCCAUUGUUGCUGUAUAAAGCCUACAAAAGUGUCAAAGUUCAAGCACGGCUGCUGUACCGGCAUCGUGUUGAACGCAAGGAUGUCUUUCAGACGUACGGGGAUAUGUCACUGGUCAUUCCAAAAGGAUACACAGGUUUGUUUGCCCUUUUGGAUGAAAAUGGCCGGUCAACUGCCAAGCGGUUCAUGAUGAUCAACGACCUGAUGAAAGCAUCCGGCCGUGUCUCCUCCUCGUUCCUCAUCCACAAUUGCGUCGUACAGGGAUUCCGUCGCAUCUCCGACCGCCACUACAAACGCACAAUCCUUACCUCCGGCACGGUCUUGCGCGCUGUCGGCAUCUUCACCGACCAGACGACCUUCAUCCGGCGGGGACCCGGCAGCAUGACCUCCCGGGCCACCCUCAAACAAUCCAUCAUUAAACUGUUUACCCGACGGCAGAAAUUCUACGAAUAUGGCAAUUCUUGCAGUUCUGAGGAGACCGUCGUAUCCACCGCCGAGGACUUCACACAAAGGUCAUACCUGAAAUGUGUGAACGCAUUCCACGAGGAAUUGUACAUUCCCUUAACGUCAGCCGGGACGUUCUACCUGAUCAGCGACCCGGAACGACCGAAAGACUAUAAUAACGACUGUAUUCAUCUCAUGUCGACACUGAUUGCCGGGUACCGGUUUCCGUGUCGCGUCAAGCUAGUCUGUGGAUAUCUACCGGAAAUGCACGAGCACUUUAGCGGGUUCCUGCAACUGGAAUCCAUCCAGACGUGUGACGUCAUCCUGGCCUGUACCAUGCAGCAGCCGCCCUAUCAGCUCUUCGAAGUGGACUUUAAUUCGGAGUUCGAGCUGAAGGUGGCGCCAGUGGCGCAUGCGCUAUACCUUGACAGUCGCUUCCGGUCAGCGCUGGCCUUUGCCAAAGUGCAGAGUGAUUCCUGGCGUCGGCAGAUUAAGAUCGCCCACCAGGUCACCGUGGAUGCCGAGGAAGAAGAGCACAUCUACCAGGAGAUUCCCGGGUCCAGCUGUUUCGAAGAACCGGUGUCGCGACUCUCACCGGGCGGCAGUACGGGGUCCCGGUCACGGUCACGCUCGUCCAAAGAAGACACUGAAGUCGAGGAUCCGGCAGUGCCGUCUGCCGAUACCGAUACGCUAUUGUAUCGGCUGUCUGUACUGUCACAUCCCACAAGAAUUUCCUUUGCAUAAGCAAAGAAGGGUUUAGAAGCUGUAAAAAUAGACCAUUAAUAUUAAUGGCUCAUAUUAUCUGAAUUUACUAAGUGGUUUCCGUAAACAUUUGCUGAAUUGAUUCUACCAUGCAGUUUUGCACAUUGAAUCGAAAUGUUACAACCACAAAUGUGUAAAUAAAAAAAAAUUUAAUGCGUAAAA
Paramacrobiotus metropolitanus is the source of this 1864-nucleotide messenger RNA. RefSeq lists its product as uncharacterized. The record is from RefSeq and is a predicted model, not a curated record. The transcript is spliced from 2 exons. NCBI's taxonomy places the organism in Eukaryota, Metazoa, Tardigrada, Eutardigrada, Parachela, Macrobiotidae. The coding region runs from base 350 to 1684 and encodes 444 amino acids.